GCAGUGGGAUGGAAACACCUCUCCUGGCGUUGCUUCACUUGUUCAAUUCGAAGCCUGAAGCUGUCUCAUAUUUGCCGCAGCUGGGAGCUCCAGUGACCCGAGACAGAGUGUAUUUUCUGAUGGUUCGCCGAGAACUUCUUCAGAAGACUAUCAACUUCAAGGUGAAACUCAAAGCCGCCGCUGGCUGCUUCCAGAAAAAAUUUCCUUUGGCGGCACGGCAAGUGGCAUGCGCACGCGAACUAGAGGACUUGCAGCGGCUGGCAGGAAAUGGCAUGCACAUGCGUGCAAUCCUGGCAGCCAUUGUGAUCACACUGAUGAGCAUGAACCCAAAGAGAAUGGUCGAGAAGACUGCGCAGCAUGGCAGCGGGGAGGUGGCUUUGAAACUCAGCAUGCUGGAGUUUGAAUCUUCUACUACGGCUGUGCUUUCGCAAAGCGAUGAAGCCCUCAGAGAGCAGCUGCUCAGCAAGUUGAUUGAGGACAAGCUCUUGGGGCCAGCACGCCAGGUUGUGGAACUGAAGCCUGCAGAGCUCCCAAUCCGGGAGCUGCCACCUGGCACAACGGCAUCGCUGUUUCUUAUGAUUUCGCUGUGCACGCACAAAAGUGUAGCGAGUUGCUGGCUCACUAUACUGCCCAGUGGCGUGACCGGGAAGUGUACUGGGCCGCGCGUGAUCGCAGUGCACUACAUGGUCGAGGUUGUGACUGAAUUCCAGUCAGUGGCGCUUGAUGGCAGCGUCGCAGCCGGAGCAAGCAUGGCUUUUGCUAUUUUCUUUGCUGUUUUCUUUGCUAGGCAGACAAUUCCUUUAAAGGAUGCCUUGAACCGCUGCAUCGCUGAUUUUCACAAGAUGGUCACCGUGAAGAAACACAGGGUGGACUCCGGACGCCGUGCGCUUUGCUACAACUUGAUCUUUGGUUUGGAUUUGGUGCUUCGUUGUCCGCGGGAUGCAUUGGACCUUUUGCAUUCCCACUACGAUUCUUUCAAGCAUGAGCAUUCAGGACUGAAGAUGAACCAUGGUGCUUCAAUUUUCUUGCAAAACUUUGGUGGGGCCUGGGCAUUUUUUUUGCAGCUGCUGUCAUAUUUGCAAGGACUUUACUCGCAGGGUGUCCAAGGAGUCCAGCUUCAAAGCAAAGGACCUCUGCUGUUGAUGUUGUUGUUGGACCCAGACCUUCAAGCGGUUUUGAAAGCUGGCGGCGAUACUUUGGACAUCAACCGCAUUCCAUUCAUUUUGGAGGAAUGCCAUGGAAGGGCCUGGGAUGCCGUUCGCGCCUUCAUGUCCAAUCAUUUGGUGACAUUCUCGGGAAGAGCAGCCGAUGCGGAAAGCACUGUGAUGCCAGCGGCCCGCUCCUGGUUGCGCGAGUCAGCGAACGAAGUUGGAAAUGCAGCAGAUGAUCACUCCAUUGUCCUUUUCUGCGUGUGCCCUGCAAUGGGGAUUCUGUCGGCAACCAGGAUGGGGUUUCUGCUGAACUUCAUAAGCAAUGUCCUCGCUGACUUUCCUACCAACAGCAUUUGCAUCUUGGUGAAGCCCAACCGAGCGGGACAACAGGAUGGAAGGAAAAUGGAAAAGGAUCUGAGCACAAAGGAUGAGACAGAUGAGUCCAAGAUCAAGAAGGAUGAAGCCUCUGAUACAGAGGAUGAAGACGCAAUCAAAAGGAAGGAAGAGGCUGAAUCUGUUGAAGUCAGGGAUGUGUCGUACAACCUGGAGCUCCUUGCCUAUGCGGCGUCUCCCAGAGCAGGGCUGCCACACCUGGGACGUGCCAUGACUGAUGUGCAGGAGAUGAAGCAGGUUGCUGCCGGGACCAGCUUCGUGAAAGAAACAUUGAAGGCUUUUUCUUUGCCGACAUCAAAAUCCACCUUGCUUGUCGACAUGGCUGGAUACGAUACAUUCGUGAAUAUGGCUGCACUGGAGGCAUUGAAAAAUGGUCAAAGUACAGAUCGAACAAAGAGCUUCCGAGUCAGUGCCCAAAGGUUUGAUCAGCUGCUGGUGCUGGAGACAUUCGCCAAAAAAUGGUUGGACAGUGAGGUGACUUCUGAUCGGGCAAAGGCAGUGAUCGAAGCACACAACCUUGAAUUCAACAACAGUGGUGAGUACUGGAUUGAAGAGAGGACCGAAGCAGCUGCGGAAAGCUCCGUUGCCGAAGAGCGACCUGCCAAGCGCAUCAAAAUUGAAACAUGCAGCUCUGAAGAGGUGUCCAAGUUGGCCAACCCGAAGACCAUGUCCCUCAACAACAUCUGCGACAUCAUCACUGAUGAAGAAGGAUCGGAAUGUUUGCAGAACAGCGAUGGUCGGUGGUUCAGCUUCUGUGUCAAGGGAACUGACUUGAUCAUUCUGGAGCGCAAAUCCAUCCCACAGCACCUUGCUGCGCUGGAAAACUUGGAAAUGCCGGUCACGAUUGCCAGCAUGCUGAAAGACCUUCAGGACUUGGGGGAGGUGAAGAUUGAAAUUUCUCACCACCAACUCAGCGACAAUGGGGAGUUGACGAGUGUGAAGCCGUUGGUCUUCUUGGUUGAUGAGCCACCCACAGGCAACCAAGGCGCAGGUGAUGUGAAAAAAGAAAAGAAGCGUGGGAAGAAGAAGAAGCCCGCCGGUCCUCCCGUCCCUACUUCCAAGAAUUUCGGAGGGCACCUCCAGAUUUCCAAAGUGAAAAAUGCGCAGCCUUUGACUUACAACGUUUGCUUUCGGGUUCAGUCGGGGCGUCAACACCGAGUUUUGAAUCAUGCCCUACCUCCUCGGGUGAAUGCUUCGGAUGACUCAUCCAAUGAAAAGCCAGCCGUGGAUCCCAAGAAGCGCCCUAAAGCUGCAAAAUCAAAGGCUGAGAAGAAGAAAAGGAAGACCAAUGAAGAGCCAGGCGAUGAUGAUGAUUGCCAAGAUCCAGAUCACGAUCCCAUCGUCGAUGGAGAUGGAACUGAUGAUGAUGAUGGUGAAGGAAAUGGAUUGGAAGGAGAUGAUGGCAUACCAGAUCAUUUGCGACCCACCAGCAAGGCCAAGAAGCGUCCUGCCGCUUCAAAGCCACAGAAGAAACCAGCUGGCAGCCGCAAGCGCGAUGACCACCUGUCAGAGAAUGCCAAGGAAGAGCCAAUCCCGUUUCAGUUCGACCUGGCGAAGAAUGCUUCUUUGCGAGAGGACACCCUGAAAGGUGAUAAAUCGAUGGAUUGCCCUGGCUCCCAACUGAGCCCAGAAGGAAACAAGAAGUUUGAGCAUCAGUAUCCCUACCCGGACAACCAGUUGGGCUUGACUCUGACUCCAUCUCCCUACAGCGGAGGUCCACCCAGGCGUCCUAUUCCAGCAGACAGCCCUGAGGAUCUCGAGCGUGUGGCUGCCAAUCUUUUUCCUGGGAAAGAGCCGCACGAGAGGGGCGACCAACUGUUGGAGGAGGCCCUCAACGGUGGAGACACGGAGCAUGACACAACAUCGGAUUCAGCUUCUCACAAGGAGCCAGAGUCAGAGUACCACAAUGAAGACAAAAAAGAGGAGUUGGGGGUGGUGUAUGACGAGCAGCACCUGAAAGAAACUGAGAGGCAGGACAAGUAUCUCCUCACCCACGGCAACCCUGAGACAAAUCCAGAAGAUAUUUGGGAAGCUGGGCUGAGACAGAUGGAGAGGCGUGCCCUUGCAGGCGACACAGAGCAGGAUUUGGAUCUUCUCCUAGAAGUUGAAAAUAUGGAUUCUGGAGUUGGAGACGGAGAAGAAGGGGAACAUAGCUCACCAGGAGAUUCCAAAGACCAAGAUCUUGCUUCCGAGACCGACGACAAACCAAAAGUGGCAGCAAAGGCAAAGGCCAAAUUUGCCGGCAGAAAGGCAAAAGCUGCAUCAGCCAAAACGGGUCAGUCAGUUUCUGCACAGGGGAAAGCCAAGGCCAAGGCCAAGGCCAAGGCCAAGGCCAAAUCCUUGGCAUGUGGCAAACGUGCAAAGGCAAAAGCAAAGGCAAGAGCAAAGGCAAAAGCGAAGGCAAAGGCCGCUGCAGCAAGGCCGAAAGCGAAAGCACAAGCUCGUGCACCAGAUCCCGCACCAGUUCCCACACCAGCUCCCGCACCAGUUCCCACACCAGCUCCCGCACCAGCUCCCGCACCAGCUCGUGCAGCAGCUCCAGAAGUUGACCCAAACAUGUCGGAUGCAGCCCUGAAGGAAAAGAUGCAUUCCGUCUACUCUGGAGGUUGGUGCCUGGCUAGGGAAGCUGGGUUGGAGGGCGAGGAGAGGGCGCGUGAGGGCCGUGCUGCCGGAAAGAAGU
Molecule: messenger RNA, 4224 nt
Organism: Cladocopium goreaui
Lineage: Eukaryota; Dinophyceae; Suessiales; Symbiodiniaceae
Source: the annotation of a GenBank genome assembly